Messenger RNA from Chironomus riparius, 2954 nucleotides. The record is from the annotation of a GenBank genome assembly. NCBI's taxonomy places the organism in Eukaryota, Metazoa, Arthropoda, Insecta, Diptera, Chironomidae.
UGUUCACAUACUUCUUGACUAUAUUUUCUGUGCUCUAGAGGAAUUUAUGAAUAAAAUAUUAUUAAACUAUCUUAUCAGUGCUUAAAAAGAUGUUUAAAACUAUUCUACGCAGUGUUACUGUCGUGCAGUCAUUGAAGCGAUGUUACUGCACACCUAUUAAAGGAAGUAGUCGUAAGCUCGAUGUCAGGCAGAUUGAGUUGAUGGCACGAUCACUUCCUCAUCGUAAACGACUGAAGGAUGUUGGAAAUAUCAUUGUUGUAGCCAGUGGAAAGGGUGGUGUUGGCAAGACUACAACUGCUGUAAAUUUGGCAGUCGCUUUAUCUGCUGAAGGAAAGAGUGUUGGCAUUUUGGAUGGAGAUAUAUUCGGACCGACCGUUCCUCUAAUGAUGAACAUUACCGAGACUCCAUUGACUGAUGAGAAUAACAUGAUAAUUCCUCCUGUGAACUACGGAAUCAAAUGUCUUUCUAUGGGAUUGCUCGUUGAGGAUUCAGCAGCAGUAAUUUGGCGCGGCCCAUUAGUUAUGUCUGCACUUCAACGUCUUCUAAAGGGAGCUAUUUGGGGUCCACUUGAUAUUUUGAUAGUCGACACACCGCCAGGAACUGGUGAUGUCCAUCUCUCAUUAUCUCAAAAUGUUCCAAUUUCUGGCGUAAUUCUCGUCAGUACACCACAAAAGGCUGCCUUAAAUGUCACUAGAAGAGCUGUUGAUAUGUAUAGGACAUUAAAAGUCCCAAUUGUCGGAAUUAUUGAGAACAUGUCAUAUGUUGUCUGUGAAAGUUGUAAUCAUGAGAAUAUUUUAUACAACAACGCAAUUGACACAUUUUCCGAUGAUCUUGAUAUGGAAAUAAUUGGGAAGAUUCCAUUAGAAAAGCAAAUCAUAAGAUGCUGUGAAGACGGUACCCCAUCGUGUAUUAAGUUCCCUGAAUCAAAUUUCACCGAAGCGUAUCGCAAUAUUGCUAAAGGCAUUAUCGAUUAUUUAAAAGAGAUCGAUAGUAUAGCUAAGGGUAUAAUGGGUGCUGAAAAUUCUUCACACAUGAAGAACGUAACGAUAUCAGAGAAGCAGCUAAUCGAGAAGCUAAAAAACGAUAUAUUAAUGUUUGAUGGGAAAUUAAAUCACACGAAUCAAAAAAUCUCAAUAUUUGAAGACGUAGGCGAUAAUAAGGAGAAUCCAUUCAAGGAUUAUUCAGUAGAGAGACCAUUGGCUAGAGCGAUAAGAAAUCUCAAGAUUUAUCGUCAUCCGUACUCAAUUAUUAAGUUCCUUGCGUCAACAAACGAUAAAACAUUAAUUACUGAAUUUCUAAUAGGAAGUCUCGAUAAACAUCUUAGAAAUCAAAAUGAAAUACAAAUUUGUCUUGGACUUAAGAACAUUCUAAAUGCAUUAAUCUUUUUAGUUGAGACAGCAAAUGUGAGGCAUUUGAAUGUAUCGACAGAGAGUAUAUACGUAACUGAUAAUUUAACGUGGAAGCUUGGGGGUGCUGAUCAUUUAUUUAAGAAUUCUGACAUAACAAUUGAGCUGUUACAAAAGUCACGACAAUCAAAACGUUGCCGUGAUCCAGAAUAUAUAGAUCCAAAAGAAAGUGAUGGAACUGGUAUGGAACAAUUUGCAUUUGCGACAUUAUGUGAGACAGUCAUUAAAAAAGACAGUAAAAUUCCAUUUGCACAGGAUUUCCUGAGUUAUUGUCAGUCACAUUUAAAACAUUUAAAUCCAAGCAUGAGACCACUGUUAUCAGCUGUUCAACUACACAACUUUUUCUGUCACGAUUUCAUAACAAUUCAUAGUUUCUUAUCAGAAUUGGCACUUAAGACUCAGCCUGCAAAGCAGGAAUUUUUUAAGACUUUAAAUGACAAAUUGAAACAAUUUGAUGAGAACAUUAUUGGAAGUCAAUUGAGUGACUUACUGCUCUCACGCCUUGUCCUACUUGAACCAUCAGCUCAAUAUUAUCUGUUGCCGUUCCUAUUAAAGCCUCAAAAUUUGGAAGAGGAUGAGGAGAAUUCAUCAGACGAUUAUCUUUUUACAACUGCUGGAUUUAUCAAAUACAUUGUGCCAAAACUUAAGCAAGUCUUUUGUGUCCUAGAUGUUCAAAUUCGACUAAUUUUAUUGGAGAAUUUUCAUCUGUACGUAAAUGUAUUCACAAAAGAGGAACUUGUUGAUGAGAUAUUACCACAACUACUAUUAGGAAUUAAAGAUAUCAACGAUUUAUUAGUCACAAAAACACUUUUAUGUUUAGCGGAAUUAAUUCCUAUUUUAGGAGCGAGUCUAGUCAUUGGAAAGAAUCGCAGAAAACUUUUUGCAGACGGCAGACCACAACAAAAUGUCGAAAUGUGGACGAACGAGAAUUUACCGAGAUCAAUAACCCCAAUUAAUUCAUCAAUUGAUAUAUUAUCAUCAAGUCCGGUAGAUCAUGUAGAUAUCAGUGAGCAUUCAGACCGAGUAUUAUCAAAAUUAAUUUUAUCAAAUGGAUUUAUAUCAAAAAGUGAUACUGUAACAGAUGAACAUAUUAAUGAUAAGACUUUAGUUCCAAAUGACGCUACUGCUGUAGAUAAUGACGACGAGGAUAUUACAGACAACGAAGUUGAAUGGAAUUGGGAUCAGGAAGCGAAAGAUGUAGAAGAGCCUGAAACAAUAAUUGAAGAGAAAAUAGAAACACCAACAAAGAUAAUUAUUGAGAAGCCGGCAAUAACUGUGCGACCUAAAAUUGAUGAUAAUAUCGAUGACCUUGACAUCAAAAAUAAGAAACUUACAAAACUACAGGAACAAGCUGAAGACUUUUUCAGCGACUUUGACAUGACACCGACCUUCAAAACUUCUAAUGUACACGUGGUAGAAACAAGUCAGGAAGAGCAAAAGUCAGACGAAACUGAGAAUAACAGCAGUAGAUUGCAAAUGUCAGUGUUAGAAACAACAGAGGGUGGUUGGGGUGAUGACGAAAAUUGGAAUGACGACGAUGAUUUAUAA